GUUAAUUGACGUUUCAUUUUCAAACCAGCCUCCAAUAAGUGCGGUCUCUACUCUAAAUCGAAUUCCCACACAAGUUUCAACCAUCAGUGAAAUGUGUCUACAGUUGAUAAAAUGAAAAUUAACCGAUUUACUUUGGUCGUCACGAUAAUUCUCCAAACGUUUGUAAGCGAUACGAUUUCUAAAGGAAAUAGCACAUCGGAUUGUUUGGACCAAAGCAGUUCAAAAGUCUUGUCGAGAAGAAAAAGGUUCUUGAUAUUUCCAGAUGGAAGCUCACUUCAAUUAGUAUUUUGCGUCCAAACAUCAGCUGUGAUUCCCAUCGGAGAUAUUUUCUUAUUCGGGAACACGGCCGCCUUGGCAUGGUCCUUACCAAGUGAUCCUCAGUUCUUCCAUAUGCUGAAAGGCGAUAAAGAAGCCAUGAGAAGGGGAGACUUCAAGAACCACAUAUACUAUGUGGAUGAGAAUGGGAAAAUGGUAGCAAAGGUGCCUUAUAAAAGGAGCCGUAUCAUCAACCCAGCGUUCGCCAAAAGAAGCAUCGAUGAAGGCUCUACCUUCAAGGACAAAUUAAAGGCACGGAUAGAGCGCCUGAAAAUGCACGAGAGACAGAAAAGAAGGGAUUACCUGAAAAAAGAACACAUGGACUCUAACACAGUAGAGUUUCACAGGAGCAGUAGAGUGGAGCUUUUCGAGAAAAUCGAGAGGUUAUUUACAGCACUGGGACAAGACGGGAGGCAGUGCGUGCUUCACAAACUAUGCGAGGCGGCGCGCUCCGCCCCACAGCAAGGCACAUUCUUGCAAGAAUUCCUACGGACUGUCUUUACGUUACCAAAGGGCUCUAUCUUCGACAAUGAUGAUCACAAGGAAUAUGAUUCUGCCCACACGCUGACUGAUGACUGCGCCAUCAAGUACCCUGGAUGCGAAAACUUCCAACCACCCACGGAUUCGUGAAUAAAAUAAA
This is a messenger RNA of Ostrinia furnacalis (Asian corn borer), 955 nucleotides long. RefSeq lists its product as uncharacterized. The coding region runs from base 112 to 945 and encodes 277 amino acids. The record is from RefSeq and is a predicted model, not a curated record. The transcript is spliced from 5 exons. Lineage: Eukaryota; Metazoa; Arthropoda; Insecta; Lepidoptera; Crambidae.